Molecule: messenger RNA, 2283 nt
Organism: Gastrolobium bilobum
Lineage: Eukaryota; Viridiplantae; Streptophyta; Magnoliopsida; Fabales; Fabaceae
Product: cytosolic endo-beta-N-acetylglucosaminidase 1-like
Exons: 11
Coding region: 18-2219 (733 amino acids)
Biological process (GO): protein deglycosylation
Cellular component (GO): cytoplasm
Molecular function (GO): mannosyl-glycoprotein endo-beta-N-acetylglucosaminidase activity
Source: RefSeq, a predicted model, not a curated record
AGAAGAUUUAGCGUACGAUGAUUACUCAGCUUCUUCGAACCUAUAUAAACCGCGAAUUCUUAAUCUAUGUCCGAAACAUCCUGCGUUUCCUUGUUAAAACAAUCCGAAGUCUCAACCUUUUUGUUACCAUGUCUAACCCCAAAUCCGAGACACAGCCUCAAACCUCUGCUUCCGAAGCUCCACCCUUUGAUCCAACAGAACCAUCCGUACCCAUUUCUUAUCCAAUCAAAACCCUUCAAGAGCUUGAGUCUCGCUCCUAUUUUGAGUCCUUUCACUACCCUUUUAACAUAGCUACGGUUCCCCUUCUCAAUGAUGGUUUCUUCUCUACUUCAUUGCCCAAUAGGCGCAGAUUGCUUGUGUGUCAUGAUAUGGCUGGUGGUUACUUAGAUGACAAGUGGAUUCAAGGUGGUAAUAACCCUGAUGCUUAUUCCAUAUGGCAUUGGCAUUUGAUCGAUGUGUUUGUGUAUUUUUCCCACACUUUGGUUACUCUUCCUCCUCCUUGCUGGACUAACACAGCUCAUCGCCAUGGUGUUAAGGUGUUGGGAACUUUCAUCACCGAAUGGGAUGAGGGAAGGGCUGCCUGUGACGCACUGCUUUCAACAAAGGAGUCUGCACAAAUGUAUGCAGAACGUCUGGCAGAGCUUGCUGUUAAUUUAGGCUUCGAUGGGUGGCUAAUAAAUAUGGAGGUAAAUUUGGAUCCGGGGCAAAUUGCUAAUAUGAAAGAGUUCGUAGACCAUUUAUCAUUGACAAUGCAUUCUUCUGUGCCUGGAUCAUUAGUGCUAUGGUAUGACAGUGUUACAAUUGAUGGUAAACUGAAUUGGCAAGAUCAACUAAACGAAUAUAAUAAACCAUUCUUUGAUAUAUGUGAUGGAAUAUUUGUAAACUAUACAUGGAAGGAAAACUAUCCAAGGCUCUCUGCUGCAGUUGCCGGUGAUAGGAAGUUUGAUGUAUACAUGGGAAUUGAUGUAUUUGGAAGGAACACAUAUGGUGGUGGACAGUGGAAUGCAAAUGUUGCUCUUGAUUUACUAAGAAAGGAUGACAUCUCUGCCGCAAUAUUUGCUCCUGGAUGGAUCUACGAGACAAAGCAAGCACCAGAUUUUGAGACUGCUCAGAAUAGUUGGUGGGGUCUUGUGGAAAAGUCAUGGGGAGUACUGCGAAAUUAUGCUGGAGUACUACCAUUCUACACAAAUUUUGAUCAGGGACGUGGUUAUCAUAUUUCAGUUGACGGAGACAAUGUAUCAGAUGCUACUUGGUGCAACAUUUCUUGCCAAGGCUUUCAGCCGCUACUUGGGUUUGCUGGUCCUACAAAUUCUAUUCAAGUUCUUGUAGACUUGAAAGAAGCAUCAUAUAGUGGAGGGGGAAACAUUACAUUCAAAGGAUCUCUUGAAGAGCGAACUUACUUUGAGAGGAAAAUCUUUCAAGGAGAAUUUCUUUUGAACGAGUUGCCUAUCCACUUUAUUUACUCUGUGAAAUCUGAUGGAAAAUCUUCGUUGGGGCUUAAGCUCGAGUUCACUUCCUCCAGCAACAAAAGAAUGUCUGUACUUCUCACAUCCCGUGCCUUGAAUCAUUUCUCAAGCAAAUUCAGCAAAGUAAUCAUGACAAGUGAACAUAAGGGAUUUUCCCAUGGAUGGGUUAUAAAUGAAGGUACAAUUGCAAUGGAUGGAUACACUUUAACAGAAAUCCAUGCAGUGUGCUAUAGAUCAGAUUCUCCAUUCAAUGGAAUGAGAUGGCAAUACAGGUUAGAUGGCAAUGAUGGUACUGUGGCUUCUCCAUCAGAUUAUUUUGCAGUCCUUGGUCAUGUCACAAUCAAGGCUGCUGACUAUAAAUCAGAUUUUCCCAUGUCUUCUUCAUGGCUAGUUGAUGGCAAAUACAUAAAAUGGACAUCAGGUCCUCAGGAUUCAAAGACCCUUAGCGUUAAAAUUUCUUGGAAACUGAAAGAUGGAAAGAGUUAUCUAUGUCCAAAGUAUAACUUGUAUUUGGUGAAAGUACCAAAACAAGCAGGUGGUUAUCAAGGUAAAACAUCAGAACAUGUGAAGGAGUACCUUGGAGUAGCACAAGUAAACUGUUUUUAUGUUUCUGACCUCAUAGUUCCUUAUGGCACUUCUAGUCUCAAAUUUAUAAUUCAAGUCUGCAGUGUUGAUGGGACAGUUCAGGAUUUGGAUGAGUCUCCAUAUUAUGAUUUGGAUGAUGAAGAUCCCUAUAUUGUCAUAAGAAUGUAAGAUUAUUUCUCCUAUAAAGGAAGAAUGUAACAUUGGAUCUAUUCUCUUAACAUGUUAUACCUAA